AGCCAGUUAACACGGGUGCCAGUUGCCGUGUAACACCGUUUUCCUCUUUCUUACUGAAUCGGACGAGCCAGUUUUGGAAUUGAGCAGGCUCGCACAGGUCUUAAUGGCACGCUACGGUUAAUAGGGAAGAGUAAGGGUUCAUGUACUGAAUGUCAAGCUAUAGAAGAUGUAGAUCAUAUUUUAUUUAAUUGCAACAAAUACACAAGACACAGGCUGCAAUGGAGAGAAAAGAGACUGAAAUGGGAUAGAGAGCAUCCUUUAAGGAAGAAGGAAUGCACAGCUAUAGGAUCAAAUCCCUAUUUAUUUAUCUUUCUUUCUUUCCCCCCUGUCCUCCUUAUUAUAAACUUUAGCUAUAACAGUCUGUUAAGUCCCUUACACACUCCUGUACAGUAGGUGGCGGUAUGCACCAAAUAGUUGUAAUCCGCCAAUUAAAGCAAAGAAGAAUGUUCAAUCAGGGUUGUUAGACAUUCUCUGGUUGUGGUUUGUUGUGAAUGGCUUGCUAACACUUGUCUGUUUUGUCACUGAGGUGCUUGUAGUCUCUAUUUGUUCUAGUCACAAGUCACCGGCUAAUCUCAACUGGGAGACGACUCGCAGGAGGGUUCGACCUCGCGCCUGAAGCUUUUUGUCGCCGUCAAACCACACCGGGUCCGGGAGGCUACGAAGAGUUGGCACGGAUAAGAUGAAUGAGGCUAGUCAGCAUAUGGACAUGAGUCACAAGCAAGCCUGCAUCGAACUGGAGAGGGCCACCCAAAUCAUCACACAAGUGUUACAGCAUGAAGUGGGUCGGAACCAGGAGCUCUGUAUGUUGAUUCGUCAUCUGGAAGAGAAGGAGGCGGAGACUUGGCGGAGCCUGACAGAGCAGGUGGAGUCAAACAAGCAGCUGAAGCUGAAGAUCGAUGAACUGCAGAAACACCUGGAGCAGAAACACAACUCACUGAUACAGGCCAACCAGACUGUGGUUUUGCUGAAGACUGAGCUAAGGGACCUGUGUCAACAGCUGCAAGGUCAACAAAGAAAUAGCAGUGAUCAGGAUGUGAAUGAGAAGCCACAUGUUGGGGAAAUCCAGAUCAAGCAAAUCAAGAGUCCCAGCUCUCCUCUCCAAUCAGACCAGCUGACGACAGCUGAUGAGCCGCCGGACUGGUCAGAACAGAUGACGUCGCCUGCCGGUCAGAUUCCGCUGAUGUCGCCUGCCGGUCAGAUUCCGCUGGUCUCGCCUGGUGGUCAAAAUCUGAUGGUCUCGUCUCAAAGUCAUCUGGACGCUCCAGUGUCUAGGAUUAAAGAAGAAAAUGCUGUUCAUGGAUAUGAGGAGUGCAGACAGUAUGUCUCGUCUGACGGUCAGACCCUUCUGGACGCUCCAGUGUCCGGGAUUAAAGAAGAAAAUGCUGUUCAUGGAUAUGAGGAGUGCAGUCAGUAUGAGAGAGCUGACCGCAGAACAGAACAGACCAUCUCUUCAGCUGCAGACGUUAAAACCGAACAGACCCAGGAUGAACAAUCAAACACGGCUCCAGUCCUCAGUGUUAAAUCAGACCCGUCCUCUACAGACCACGUGUCUCGGGCCCAGUUGAAGAGGGCAACAGUGAUGCAUAACCGCAGAGAUGCCGACCAAUCUGAGAACGAUGGUGUCUCCCCUUCAACUCUCCUGCAUGGACGCGAUCAACCUCUUUCAGCCAGUCGGCAGACCAGCGAGAAGAAACUGCUGGAUGCCAUCAGUGGGCUGUCCCGUCAGCUCACUCUGUUUGCUGCUGAUGUGCAUGAGCAGUUCACUCACCUCAGCAAUUCGGUAAACUCCAGGUUACUGUCCACGGAGGACGGUUCGGCUGCUUUGGAGUUAAAAAACUGUGUGGAAGAGACUAACUCCAAGAAGAGAAGACGGGUGCACAAUCCCAAGAUUGCGGAAACAGUACGCCGUCUUCACAACUCGGAGACAAAUUGUAGGCGCUACAAACCGGAGCAAGGAUUAACAUCACCUCAUAACGAGGCCGUUACCUCCUAUUUGCUUGAAGCCAUGUCUGCAAGUCCAGAUUUACACAAUGCUGAUAGUGACUCCAUUGUGUCUGCCUGUAAGACCUAUUACGAGACAGUCCGCAGGAACUUCAGGUACAAACAACCAGACCUUGCAUCGCAGGCGGAAACUGCAAAGAGUUCAGCUCGGAGUCGAUCGAGAAGAAAGAGGCUGCUGGAAGCGAGACAGAGUGUGCUAGCGGAGGACGAGGUCGAGCUUUGGAAGAGCGCCACCAUAGACCUGAUGUCUGAUGAGGAAGAUGGCAUCGUUGACGGGGUGUCUGGAUGGAUUGUGCGACCUCCGUCCUUUCGCAGCCAGGAGCUCACCGAGCUGUGUGCCACGCUGCAGUCAAGAUUAGAGGCGAUUCCGAAGUACAGGGCAACGCACCACAGACGCCUGCUAAAAGGGCCGAAUUCAGACAGAAUGCCGCCAGUUACCUACAGCUCCUAGGCGGCAAACAGCCACAUACGGUGCUGUAGGAUUUUGGGCAUCUUUUACACUUCCCAUUUGUUGUGAGGGCAGAUCUCGCUUUGUACAUAGUUGUGUGUUUGUGCUAAUAAAGACCUUUUUUAAAAUAAA
Messenger RNA from Alosa sapidissima (American shad), 2581 nucleotides. Its product is annotated as zinc finger protein 25-like. Gene Ontology annotation, biological process: regulation of cytokine production; negative regulation of transcription by RNA polymerase II; mitotic spindle assembly checkpoint signaling. NCBI's taxonomy places the organism in Eukaryota, Metazoa, Chordata, Actinopteri, Clupeiformes, Clupeidae. Bases 680 to 2452 code for a protein of 590 amino acids. Gene Ontology annotation, molecular function: DNA-binding transcription factor activity, RNA polymerase II-specific; RNA polymerase II cis-regulatory region sequence-specific DNA binding. The transcript has 14 exons. The record is from RefSeq and is a predicted model, not a curated record.